AUGUUAGAGGCAGGUCCCCCUUCAUGUCACUGUACAUGUAUGUUUGGUGCUCCUUAUGGUUAAGAAAUCUGCUGAACCCAAAAAUUGUAACUGCAAAUGGGUUUGCAGAUUAGAUGUCUCAUGUGAUCAAAGUCGGGAUGGCCCAAACUGGUAAAACUAUGUCAUAUUUAUGAAUGAAUAAAAAACAUCAGAGAUGCCCUCAAGAGGGCAAAAGAUGAAAGAGGCUUGUCAACUUGGUGGUUUGAGUCAGAAGGCAAACCCUUUACCCUCUAAAGAAGCCAAUUCUGAGUUGGGUUGAGGCUCGAAACCUUAGAUUUCUUCGCCAAAUGAGUUGAAAUUGGGAAGGAAGCUUACAGUUUGAAAAGUUUGGACUCUGCUACUUGGUUUAUUCCGACAGUUAAAGACAGUCUCUGGCAUCUCCAGCCCCUAGAGUCCAUCGCCACCUUGACUUUUCUGUCCCCAACUGUUGUUUGUCUUGGUUCCUCUUGACUAUAAUCCUCCCUGCCAGGCUUGCUCAUGCAAUGCCUGGAGGCCUUGGGUCGGUCAGUGCCAAUAUGGGUUCUUCUCGUUCUGAUGGCUCCGGAAAAGAACGCUUGCGCUGGACACAGGAACUACAUGAUCGGUUUGAAGAGGCUGUUAAUCAGCUUGGUGGUGCCGAUAGAGCAACUCCAAAGGGAAUCUUAAAGGCUAUGGCUGUUCCCGGACUAACCAUUUACCAUGUUAAAAGCCACCUGCAGAAAUACAGAAUAUCAAAGUUUGUACCAGAAUCAUCCAGUAGAGCCAAGUUUGAGAGGAGAAGCAUUUCAGAAAUGUUGCCUAAUUUCAGUACAACUUCGGGUGCUCAGCUUAAGGAAGCAUUACAAAUGCACAUGGAAGUAGAAAGGCGUUUGAGCGAUCAACUUGAGGUUCAGAAGAGCUUGAAGCUGAAAAUCGAAGCCCAGGGAAGAUUUUUUGAGAGAAUUGCAGAAGAACAACGCAACUGGGUGAGCAUCAUGAAACCCACCAACCUCUUCUCCCCCACAUCACUGCCUUCCCUCUGCGAAGAGUCUGAGUCAAAUGCAAAGGAAUCCGAUUCUGAUUCAGAUUCCAACAAGACCGACAUGCAAUAUGAAGGAUUUCAAGCGAAGAAGCCUAGACUAAUGGAUGAUCACAUUUACCCUCCAAGGUUCAAACAUGCAUCACCCAGUUCGGGAUCCCACGAUCCAACCACCAUGCUUCUUCCAAAGGAUAAUGUGAAACUUUCAUAUCCUCCUGCCCAUGAAAUCAGCUUUCCAUGGAGUAUCACUGCCUGCCCAUCGCCUCUAGUCCCUGGGUUUUUAUAGUUUUUGUGUAAUAAGCUCCAAGAUUUUUCUAAAUAAAACCCAUCUAUAUCUAUAGCGCAGCAGUAUAGCACAUUAAUCAUCCUGAUUGCGUGUGGAUGAAUGAUGAUAUGGAUUGUGGAUUGUCCAACAUGCACCAGCCUUGCUGCUCAUUAACAUAUCAUUUUUCAUCCAGGUUCUUGGAACAUGUAUUGCUCUCCUUGUAAUUUUAAAUAAAGAGACAUCAUAUCUUACUGUGUGUUAAAAGGAAAAAAAAAUCUAUCCAUUUUGAUGAA
Molecule: messenger RNA, 1594 nt
Organism: Vitis vinifera (wine grape)
Lineage: Eukaryota; Viridiplantae; Streptophyta; Magnoliopsida; Vitales; Vitaceae
Product: myb family transcription factor PHL7
Exons: 6
Coding region: 522-1322 (266 amino acids)
Molecular function (GO): DNA binding; DNA-binding transcription factor activity
Source: RefSeq, a predicted model, not a curated record